AUGAAUGACACAACAAUUGAGAGUUCUUCGAAAGAUCAAAGUAAUUUCAAUGAAAAAUCAUUCGAAGAUCCCAAUUGGACUAUUCAACGAGAAAUUUCAAUUACUAUUGAUAAAUCAAUCGAAGAUUCCAAAUCAAUAUGUUUAAAACAUAAACUUAAGAUUUUUUUAGUCAUUUUUCUUUUAAUUUUAAUUAUUUUAUUGAUAUUAAUACCAACUCUAAUAUAUUUUCUCCAUCCACGUUAUAUUUCAUCAUCGAAAUAA
This is a messenger RNA of Adineta ricciae, 261 nucleotides long. Lineage: Eukaryota; Metazoa; Rotifera; Eurotatoria; Adinetida; Adinetidae. The record is from the annotation of a GenBank genome assembly.